GGUAAACAGAUGACAAGACGAUACAAGGUAUCAUAAAUUAACUGCUGCUUAAUAAAAAAGAAGUGGAUGCAGAUGCUCCAGAUGCAUAUGAAGAAGAAGAAAUUAUAUAUGCUGGAAGUGGUGCAGAAGAGGAAGAAGACGAUGAUGCGCUUGCUCAAGAUAUAUACGAAGCCAAAUAUGCUGACCAGCAAUCAGGUUUACUGGAUGAAAAGAUUGCAGUCGUAGAACAAAAGAAAUGGGUUCCUCAUGCAUUUAAAGACGAACAGCUCAGCGACGUGGUAGCUUUGAUGACUAAUAAUGAAAAGAUAUCCGUGGAUGCACCCAAGAUUGAGAAUCUAGAAGACGUUAGAGUCAAAAAGCGUGUAGCAGGUGCAUGGUCCAAAACAAACAAGUCUGUUAAAAAAGGUCGUGCAUUGUUUACGCCACUCCAAAACAGCUUAUUUCAUCAGAUGAAUCAGUAUCGCGAUAUACUAUAUUGUAAUCGUACAUUAGAUAAUGCAAAGGAGAUUAGAAAUACUUAUGUACUGCAUGCCUUAAAUCAUAUCACAAAGACAAGAGACCGUGUUUUAAAGAAUAAUGCAAAACUUGUAAAAGCACAAAAGGAAGGCAAUGAUGUUGGCGAAUGCCGAGAUCAAGGAUUCACUCGACCCAAAGUGUUGAUCUUGUUACCAUUCAGAAAUACGGUGGUUGAUGUUGUAGAUAGUUUUAUUAAAUUAUCAGCCACAGAACAGCAGGAGAAUAAGAAUAGAUUUUACGAGCAAUACAACUUGAGAGAAGAAGAAGAACUUGAUCCUACUAAACCCGUAGACUUUUUACAAAACUUUCAAGGCAAUAUUGACGAUCACUUCCGCUUGGGUAUAAAGUUUGCAAAGAAAUCAAUGAAACUAUAUGCCGAUUUUUACAAUGCUGAUGUUAUCAUUGCCUCUCCCCUGGGUCUGAGAACAUUGAUCGGUGCUGAAGGGGAUAAAAAGAGAGAUUUUGAUUAUCUGUCCUCGAUUGAAGUUGUUAUCUUGGAUCAAACCAAUCAUUUCUUGAUGCAAAAUUGGGAGCAUAUUGAGCACAUCUUCCAGCAUAUGAACUUAAUACCUAAGGAAAGUCAUGGAUGUGAUAUUUCGAGAAUCAAAAGCUGGUACUUGGAUGGAAAAGCAAAAUACUUUCGACAGACUAUGUUGUUUGCAGACUUUUUGACGCCAGAAUUUAAUGCCUUAUUUAACAAGCAUUUUAAGAAUGUGUCUGGAAAACUCAAGAUAAAGCGAACGUAUGAAGAGGGAUCUAUUCUGGACAUUAUCCCUCAAAUACAACAGACAUUUACACGUAUAGAAUCACCAUCAUUAAGCUCAAUUCAUGAUGCACGCUAUAAAUACUUUAUCGAAAAGACUCUACCAGCUCUUCGUAAAUCAGCCAUUAUGCAAUCACAUACCCUUAUCUUUAUUCCUUCCUACUUUGACUUUGUUCGAGUACGAAAUUAUUUUGAAGAUAACAGAUAUUCAUAUGAGGCGUGUUCAGAGUAUGCUUCAGGACCACAAAUUACUAGAGCAAGAGCACAAUUCUUCCAUGGCCGAUGUGAUUUUCUAUUGUAUACCGAAAGACUUCAUUUCUUUAGAAGAUACAAUAUUCGUGGUACUUUCCACAUCGUCUUUUAUGGACUCCCUGAAGAUCCAUUGUAUUAUACCGAAGUUGUGAACUUUUUGGCUUUAAAAUUCAAUGAAGCUAGUGCAGCUGAAGAAGCUACGUUUUCAUGCACUGCUUUAUUUUCCAAGUAUGACUUUUUGAAAUUAGAGCGCAUUGUUGGCACAGAACGCGCAAAGAAGAUGUGUACAGCACAAAAGAACGUAUUUAUGUUUUCAUAAAUAAAAUCCCAA
Messenger RNA from Rhizopus microsporus ATCC 52813, 1862 nucleotides. RefSeq names its product digestive organ expansion factor-like protein. The transcript has 9 exons. NCBI's taxonomy places the organism in Eukaryota, Fungi, Mucoromycota, Mucoromycetes, Mucorales, Rhizopodaceae. Gene Ontology annotation, molecular function: U3 snoRNA binding; rRNA binding. The record is from RefSeq and is a predicted model, not a curated record. Gene Ontology annotation, biological process: maturation of SSU-rRNA from tricistronic rRNA transcript (SSU-rRNA, 5.8S rRNA, LSU-rRNA). Gene Ontology annotation, cellular component: small-subunit processome; nucleolus. The coding region runs from base 288 to 1850 and encodes 520 amino acids.